Molecule: messenger RNA, 1223 nt
Organism: Stegodyphus dumicola
Lineage: Eukaryota; Metazoa; Arthropoda; Arachnida; Araneae; Eresidae
Biological process (GO): NADPH regeneration
Cellular component (GO): cytoplasm
Molecular function (GO): oxidoreductase activity; nucleotide binding
Source: RefSeq, a predicted model, not a curated record
UUUGUCUAGUUACAAGAAAGACAUGGAAGGAGUCCAAAGAAAGUGCUAUCUCUCAGAUGUAGCUCCUGUAGUAGGUAUUGCCAUUUUUGGACUUGGUCGCAUAGGAACCAUCCAUCUGGACAAUCUCAGAAGAAAUCCUAGAGCUCAUAUCAUGUACUGCGUAGAAGAAUCUGAAGAACGAGUGAAUUUUGUGCAGAACAAAUGGAGACUUCUGGAACCCGAAACGACAUUUCUGAAACCUUCAGAACAAGAUACUAUCUUCAAAGAUAAAAGAGUUGACGCUGUUUUGGUGUGUACCCCAACUUUCACUCAUGAAGAAUUAGUGCUUAAAUCUCUUGAAACCGGCAAAGCAGUAUUUUGUGAAAAACCCUUAGCUCUGGACGAUGAAGGAAUUGAAAGGUGCCUAGAGGCAUCGAAAAAGUAUUCCAAACCCCUGUUGACUGCUUUUAACAGACGCUUUGAUCCAGGUCUUAGAUGUCUAAAAUCUCGUGUUGAUUCAGGUGAAAUCGGUAAAGUCCAAGUUGUAAAAACGUGCAGCCGAGAUUCCCCGAAACCCGGCGUAGAUUAUCUUAAAAUAUCAGGUGGUAUAUUUCACGAUUGUGCAGUGCACGAUAUCGAUUACAUAUGUUGGCUGCUCGGUGAAUAUCCAGAGAAUGUCUCAGCCUUUGCGCACGCCAAUUACGAUGAUGUAAGAGAAUUAGGUGAUUACGACACAGUAAGCAUCAUGAUGAAAUUCUCCAGUGGAACUCUUUCUGUCACUGAUCUCAGCAGAUGUGCAGUUUAUGGUUAUGAUCAAAGAGUAGAAGUAUUUGGCCCCAAUGGGAUGCUAACUUGCGGAGAGCAGAGGCCAACGGGAGUGAAAAGUCAUAACGCAAAAGGGUCAACUGCUGUUCCAAUAUUCUUCUCGUUUGCCUCCCGUUAUCAGGAGUCGUAUUUAGCAGAGAUGGAGCAUUUUCUCAGUGUUGUUCAAGGCUUUGAAGAAUGUGAAGUUAGCGUAGAAUCUGUUUUGGCCAUAUCCAGAAUAGCAUCAGCGUGUGAAGAAGCGGUAAAAACUGGAAAGAGUGUCCCACUGCACUGGGACAAGCACAUGAAUGGACUUUAAACAAUUAUUAUAGCAAAAGAUUCCUAAUUAUAUCACAUAUGUAUUUUAUCUUAAAAAAAAUGCUUUUAAUGAAAAUCGUAUGUAUUUUCCAAAAAUUAAAAUUUUACUUUUAUUUACGAGA